GUUUUGAAACGAACGUAUAAACCGGAAGCUAAACCUGAAGUCGGAAAUGAUGCUUUGUGUGUAUUUGUGUGAGAAGAAGCGGCAGGAUUUUUCCUGAUUUUUACCCUGCUACGCUGUUACCAAACCACAGAGAUUAUUUUCAGGCUGCGGGGUCAGAGACUGUGAGUCACAGUUGAACUCUCGUUGACCGUUAGCCGUUAGCCGUCGGGGCUUUGUCCGUCAUGGCGACGGGAGGCGGCGCAGCUCCUCCACAUGUCGGUGAUAUCGAAGAAGAUGCUUCACAGCUGAUGUUUCCCAAAGAGUUUGAGAACGCAGAGACUUUGCUGAACUCAGAAGUCCAUAUGUUGCUGGAGCACCGGAAGCAGCAGAACGAGAGUGCAGAGGAUGAACAGGAGCUGUCCGAAGUCUUCAUGAAGACUCUCAACUACACUGCUCGAUUCAGCCGCUUCAAGAACAGAGAGACCAUCACAGCGGUUCGCAGUCUCCUCCUGCAGAAGAAGCUCCAUAAGUUUGAGUUGGCCAGUUUAGCAAACCUGUGUCCAGAAGCAGCUGAAGAGGCCAAAGCCCUGAUCCCCAGCUUGGAGGGUCGCUUUGAGGAUGAGGAGCUUCAGCAGAUUCUGGAUGACAUCCAGACCAAGAGGAGCUUUCAGUACUGAAGCUGGACCUGUACAGAUCCUGAUGUUGUUUACUGUGUGGAGGACUGAACCGAUGCUCAUCCUGCUGGGUUUUUCAUUUAAGUCUGUGUCCCCUGUCAUUCCUUCGUUUGUCACAAUAAACUUUAAUUGGUCUUUUUUACUUUUGUUUGACUGUCAAUACUUAAAUUUGGUUUUUAUGACCAAUCAAAACAUUUGUGGAACUUUCAUGGAAAAUAUAAAGGAGGAUCAAACCUCCGUAACCAGUUUCUUUUCUUUUUCUAGAGUUUUUCAUCUUCCCUGUUGAUGUAUGAAUUAAAAAGCUGGCUUGAGUGGGA
Molecule: messenger RNA, 970 nt
Organism: Betta splendens (Siamese fighting fish)
Lineage: Eukaryota; Metazoa; Chordata; Actinopteri; Anabantiformes; Osphronemidae
Gene: polr2d
Product: RNA polymerase II subunit D
Exons: 4
Coding region: 222-656 (144 amino acids)
Biological process (GO): positive regulation of translational initiation; mRNA export from nucleus in response to heat stress; transcription initiation at RNA polymerase II promoter
Cellular component (GO): P-body; RNA polymerase II, core complex
Molecular function (GO): nucleotide binding; translation initiation factor binding
Source: RefSeq, a predicted model, not a curated record